AUGGAGAAAGGGAUUAAAUGCCUGCUGGACCAGCUUUGUCAGCCGGCAUCUUCUGCUGCACAGCAAGAACUGGUAAAUCCGGGCGUUCCCGGUUUGGACUUCUGUUCUCAUUGCGUGGUGGAAAUGGGUCCUCUCUGUGACUGCGAGCACAGCUUGCCUGGGAGGAAAAUGAGGAUAAAAUGUGGCACAAAAUCAUUAUCAUCUGUUCAAGUCAGGCACACAACAAAUAAAGUCUCACCAGAUCUACAGUGCAGCAGAGAAAGAAGCACAUUUGGUGUUCCUCUGGAAACCCUCAUACAGGACGCAACGGAAUGUGGAGUUCCUUUUCUUGUGACACAGAUGGUGGAGUACCUAGAAAUGUUUGGUCUGGAGCGUGUUGGUAUAUUUCGAAUCAGCGGCUCAGUAACUAAAAUCAAGGAAUUGAAGCAGAAGUACAAUCAAGGAGAAAAAGUAGACCUUAUUAAUGAUGGAGAUGUUGAUUCUGUGGCUAGUCUCCUGAAACUCUUCCUGAAAGAACUGCCAGUGGCUGUUUUUCCAGACAACAUCUGUUCUGGCUUGCUAAAAACUUUCCAAGAGCACAAAGUCCACACAACAGAAUGCAUAGAGAACUUCAGACAGUUGCUCAGCUGCCUGCCCAAAGCCCAUCAAAACCUUCUUCAGUUCCUGUCUGCUUUCCUGUUAAAGGUGGCAACGUACAGUGCAGUGAAUUUCAUGACUCUGGAAAACCUAGCCAUUGUGUUUGGACCUGUUCUUUUCAAGAUCCCUGUCAGUCCCUUGGCUUGUGAAGAACAAAGGCUUUACAAUGGCCUCCUGCUGUAUUUGCUUCAAGAUCAUGAGAUGCUUUUUGUUGACCUGAACGCUUGUGUUUCACAGAGACAAGCAGAUGGCCUUCAGUCUGCUCUAGGAGAGAAUACUGUCAAGAGACACUGUGCUGUGUGACAUGAAGCACACCGUCAGC
Molecule: messenger RNA, 958 nt
Organism: Chroicocephalus ridibundus (black-headed gull)
Lineage: Eukaryota; Metazoa; Chordata; Aves; Charadriiformes; Laridae
Product: protein FAM13A-like
Exons: 7
Coding region: 1-939 (312 amino acids)
Biological process (GO): small GTPase-mediated signal transduction; negative regulation of endocytic recycling
Cellular component (GO): cytoplasm
Molecular function (GO): GTPase activator activity
Source: RefSeq, a predicted model, not a curated record